Messenger RNA from Erythranthe guttata (spotted monkey flower), 2373 nucleotides. Its product is annotated as subtilisin-like protease 4. NCBI's taxonomy places the organism in Eukaryota, Viridiplantae, Streptophyta, Magnoliopsida, Lamiales, Phrymaceae. Gene Ontology annotation, molecular function: serine-type endopeptidase activity. The record is from RefSeq and is a predicted model, not a curated record. Gene Ontology annotation, biological process: proteolysis.
AUCAACACUUACCUUAAAAGCAAAAUCAAAAUCCUAAGUCACAUAACUACUAUAGAGUAAAGAAGAAAAUGUCUUUCAUAUCUUUCAUCACACUCAUUUGCAUGUUGUGCAUAAUGUUAGGGACUGCAUUUGCAGCUGAUGAUGCACCUCAUAAAAGCUCCUCGGAAAUAUAUAUCGUCCACGUCGAGGGCCCCACCGAACAAUUCACGACUCAAUCCGAAGAUCUCGAGAGUUGGUACGGUUCAUUUCUCCCAACAACCACAACAAGCUCGAACGAGAGAGAAUCGCGCAUCGUCUACUCGUACCGAACGGUGUUCAAGGGAUUCGCGGCAAAUCUAUCUCCUGAAGAGGUGAAGGAGAUGGAGAAGAAGGUAGGUUUUAUAUCGGCCCGGCCCGAGAUAAAACUACCGUUGCACACAACCCAUUCUCCGGGCUUCUUGGGAUUGAAUCGAGAAACGGGCUAUUGGAAGGACUCCAACUAUGGUAGAGGCGUGAUCAUCGGAAUCUUGGACACCGGAAUAUUCCCCGAGCACCCUUCGUUCAGCGACGAAGGGAUGCCCCCUCCACCGGCUAAAUGGAAGGGGCGGUGCGAGUUCAACCACACGGCGUGCAAUAAUAAGAUCAUCGGAGCUAGGUCCUUUGGCUCCACCGCCGGUGGUGGCGGUGGCGGCGGCGGUCAAAUCACCCCGCUCGACGACGAUGGCCACGGGACCCACACCGCCAGCACCGCCGCUGGAAACUUUGUGAAUGGCGCAAAUAUCUUCGGGAAUGCCAAUGGAACGGCCGCCGGAGUCGCACCGCUCGCCCACCUGGCGGUUUACAGAGUGUGUGUCCCGUUUUGCUCGGAAAGUAAUAUACUUGCCGGAAUGGACGCUGCAAUCGAGGACGGAGUGGAUGUGCUCUCGAUUUCCCUCGGCGGAUUGACCAAUAAUUUCUUCAAAAAUUUCAUCGCGCUAGGCGCUUUUAGCGCGAUGGAGAAGGGCAUUUUCGUCAGUUGCUCCGCAGGAAAUAACGGACCGUUUAACUUCUCAAUAUCGAACGAGGCGCCUUGGAUCCUCACCGUUGGUGCAAGUACGAUCGAUAGGAAACUAAGAGCGACGACGGUUCUCGGAAACAAGCAACUAUUUCACGGGGAGUCGGCUUUUCAACCGGACAAUUUUCCACCAACACUAUUGCCACUUGUUUACGCGGGGAUGCUCAACACUAGUGAUCCUUUUGCACCAUUUUGCGGCGAUUCGUUGAACGCAAGCGACGUACGUGGGAAAAUAGUGGUGUGCGAAUUAGGCGGUGGAUUAACGAGGAUCGAAAAGGGCGAAGCAGUUAAAAGCGCCGGUGGUACUGCCGCCAUGAUUCUCGUGAACAACGAGCGGUACGCAAACACUACUUCGGCGGACGCCCACGCCCUUCCGGCGGCAGACGUCGGCUACGCGGACGGACUAAAGAUCAAAGCUUACAUAAACUCCACGUCAUCGCCGAAGGCCUCAAUCCUCUUCGAGGGCACCGCUAUCGGCGACAGCAACGCGCCAGUUGUCGCCGCAUUUUCUUCCCGUGGGCCCAACUUCGCGAGCCGCGGGAUACUGAAGCCCGAUAUUUUAGGCCCGGGUGUCAAUAUCCUCGCGGCGUGGCCCACAUCAGUCGAAAACCGAACCGACACAAAAGCAACGUUCAACAUGGUUUCCGGCACCUCGAUGUCGUGCCCGCACCUCAGCGGCGUGGCGGCACUGCUCAAGAGCUCGCACCCUGAUUGGUCCCCUGCCGCAAUUAAGUCGGCAAUCAUGACCACCGCGGACGUCGUGAAUCUCGCACAUAAUCCAAUCGAGGACGAGCGGUUCGUUCAGGCGGGUAUCUUUGCAACCGGGUCGGGUCACGUGAACCCGUCGAGAGCGAACGAUCCAGGACUCGUAUACGAUAUCCAACCCGAAGAUUACAUACCAUAUCUAUGCGGUUUGAACUACACGGAUCGAGAAGUAGGCUUCUUCUUACAACGCAGGGUGAAUUGCUCGGUCGAGUCGAGCAUACCCGAAGCACAACUGAACUACCCUUCUUUCGCACUCACUUUCACAAGUACUAAAUCGAAUAUUCAAGUGUAUACAAGGACGGUUACGAAUGUGGGCGAACCUAAGUCGUCUUACAACGUGGAAAUUGUCCCGCCACCUGGCAUCGAUGUCCGUGUGGCGCCCACUACACUCGACUUUUCGGAGGUGAACCGGAAAAUGCAGUAUGAGGUGACGUUCGAACGAUUGUCGUCCGCCGAGAACAACACGAUUGUUCAAGGUUUCCUUAAAUGGACUUCUCUCAAGCACUCUGUUAGGAGCCCUAUAGCAGUUAUACUUAACUGAAAAAAAGAAUAUGAAAUUAGAGCAUCUCUAAUUU